AUGAAGGCCUUCUUCAACAGAUUCAACAGAGCCCCAAAGGACAAGCUCUCAGACGGCAGCCCCAAGGACGCCGAUGGCACUCGCCUGUACUCGAAAGAGAAGCUGCAGCUGCCUCCGCUCCCCGACUGGCCCCCUCAGCAACAGCAGCAGCGUCCAGGUGGGACUCCCUCCUCACUUGCUUCUACGAAGCCUCUUCCUGAGCUUUCGUCCCGACCGCUCCCUCCGAUAGACGAUCCUCCCUCUCCCUUCCCUGACUUUGGCUCUGUAAAUACAACCCCAGACCGUCCCCCUCUCUCCGACCCACCAGCCGACCCUGACUCCACCGGUCGCAGUUCUCGCAAGGCCACCAAUGGCAGCGUCAAUACCUCGGGUGCCAACAGCGAUAUCCAGAAGAAAGUCGCCUUCAUCUCUCCCCCACCCACUCCUUCAGGUCUUAAUGCGACCCUCCCAUCUGUCGCCGAAUCUACCGCCGCCACGAAGACUCCUGUGUCGCGCUUCCAGGGAACGCACGGCAAGGAUGCUCGUGGCUCUACCUCUUCUGCUGCCUCCGCUUCUCGAACAGACGUAGGCUCGACCUCCAAGGCAAGCAUGAGCACCGCCAAGGGCGGCCCGACGUCGACGCGCUCAGCCACCUCUCCAUUCCCCCAGAAGUCUGCCGGUGACGGCGCUUCCAUCCACCCGUCCCUGCGCUCCAACACGCCCUUUUCCCAGAGAUCAGGCGCCGCAAGCACGACCAACGUCGCACCCGCUGCCUCCUGGAGUGAAGCUACCGAGGAAGAUCUUGUUUCUAAUUUGGGCCCAAGGGAAAGAACAAGGCAGGAGGUGUUGUUCGAGAUCGUCUGUAGCGAGGAGCGAUAUGUAGCCGAGCUGCUCAAGAUGAAGGAUACCUUCCUCGUGCCAUUACUACAUCCAUACUCGACCUCACCCGUCGCUUCCCCCGGCCUCAUGGAUUACGAAGACUUCCCGCGCUUUGAUUCCCCUGUAGAAUCUUUGGAUCAUCUUCCCAUCGCCUCCCGCUUUCUCUCUCCCCUUGAUGACAAAGACGCGCCGACCAUGGACGCCGAAUCCAUCAACUCCGAAGACGAAGACGACGACCAGAUGGGCAAGGACUACCCCGGCUCUCGACGACCGACCGCGACCUCGCUCGCCGCAAAGCUGAACCACCCACGAUCUCCGUACGGCUCGCCCAGCAAAUCGGCCGGCAAAAACCCCAUCGUGCCCUUCCCCUCGCGAUCGCACCAUUCCCUACCCCCGCCCCCACGGAUGAAUCCUACCGCGUCGACGCAGUCGCUCGGCCGUCAGUCGUUCGUCGGUCCCUCGCCGAAUGCGGCAGAGAGGGACCGGGAGCGCAAGUCGACGGCCACGCCUGCGUCGCGUGUGUUACGCAAGACGAAGAAGAGCCAGACGAAGGCGGACAAUAAUAAUAUCACUGCUAACGGGGGGAUUUCUCCGAAUCAGAUCCCGGACGAUCUGAGGCAGUGUUUGGAGACUAUCGAGCGGAGUAUAUUGGACGGGCAUUUGAAGUUGAGUGAGGGGCUUAGGAAGCGAUAUGACGAGCAGUAUCCGCUCGUGCGAUCGUUGGCCGAUGUCUUUGUUGCCAACUCCAACAUCCUUCGUGGCUAUGCGGACUACGUCCUACACCUCGAACGCGCCCUCGAGCAGGUCGACGACUGCAUGAACACCGUCAGCUCAAAGAAGCCAAAGAAACAAGACGCCGACGAAUGGUCCAAAGUCUGCGCCUUCCUCCAACGGCUCGAACUCGACGCAGGCGAGAAGGGCGAAACAGGCCUGGCCAUCUCGCUCUCGAAACCGUUCCAGCGUCUGCUCAAAUACCCCCUCCUCUUCCAGAACCUGCUCUUCCACACCGAUCCCUCCACGUUCGAGUACGAGAGCACGUUGCAGAUGGUGGCGGAGGUGGAGACGAUCGUGCGUUCGAUCGAGGACGAGAAGAUACAGAAGGAGGAAAGGGAUAAGACGAGAGACGUGUUUGCGAGGAUUGAAGGGCUCGAUAAGGUCAAGCAGCUCGCUGUGCCGAAACCGUCGAGAGUCCUCGUCGAAGAGCGGAUGUACGUCGCCUCGCCGGGCGAGAUGGUCGCCACCAAGUCGUCGCCGCCGCCGGUCUCGAACGGGACCGCGAAGAACGUGAAGGGGAAGACGUCCCUGAAGCGUCUGAGCGACGCGCUGCAGCCCGGGUCGAGCGGCGUGGGCGGGAAGAAGGAUCUCUGGUUGGUGAUCUUUAAUGAUGUGGUGUUGAAGUGCCAGAGGACGGGGACGACGUCGUUGCCGCUCGGCGGGGCGUACAAUUCGAGGGCGAAUUCGAUGCCGGAGUUGCAGGGGAAGCCGAAGUAUGCGAGUACGGGGCGGAGGAACUCGCAUACGAGGCCAAGGAAUAUGUAUAAGUUCCUCAAGAUCGAAAACUGGACUAUCGAUGUGGCGCAACCACGUCAAGGGGCGGUGACGAUGGAAGAGGUCGCCCGUUCACGAUCACACAUCCACACCUCCAUCCAACCCCGAAUAAUCCCCAUGCCAGAGGACGACGAGGACGGUGGGGUAGAAUCAGACGACUCCGACCGCAAGUCCAAGAUGUCCUUCUCAUACUGGGGCGCAGACAAGGUGACGCUCCAAAAGCCGGUCAUGAAGGCGAAACCGCCCGUCGGCAGCGGCACGCGACGACCGGGCUCGUCUACGCCGUCUGGGUAUAACAGGGAAUCGUCGGCGAACGCGAAGUUUGGUACGAGGCUCGUGUCGAAUGAGAUUCCGAGCGGCGGCGGACAUGGCGUGAGUCGGCCUGCGAGUCGGAGGACGGGGGCGUCGGGGACGCCGUCUAGUCGUCGGGGCGUCGCGUCGGACGAGGGUCAUACAGUCCGGGUCACCACGACCACGACGACCACGACUACGACGACAACGAAGCCGGCGUGGAAUAGUACGAGGGCGACGGCUACGCCGACGCCGAUGGCGAAGAGGACGAGGAAUGUGUCGCAGGGGAGUGCGGCGACGAGGGCGACGACGACGUCGAAUAAGAUGUUGGCGAGUCCGGCGCCGUCGGAGGAUUCUGGAGUGGGUCUUUAUCGACAGAUGAUGGCGCAGGAUCCAUCGCUGAACGCUGUCUGA
Stereum hirsutum FP-91666 SS1 is the source of this 3111-nucleotide messenger RNA. RefSeq names its product Dbl-like domain-containing protein. Gene Ontology annotation, biological process: positive regulation of Rho protein signal transduction. The record is from RefSeq and is a predicted model, not a curated record. Gene Ontology annotation, molecular function: guanyl-nucleotide exchange factor activity. Bases 1 to 3111 code for a protein of 1036 amino acids. Lineage: Eukaryota; Fungi; Basidiomycota; Agaricomycetes; Russulales; Stereaceae. The transcript is spliced from 7 exons.